GUCUAGCUUCUGGCAGGCUGACCUCUGCCUGCCAUCCCCCGCCUCUGCCUCCAGGCUCCUGGCCUGCGGUCGGUCCCAGGAGCCAUGGACCCCAGAGAAUUCUGGGGAAAGAGCACCAAGUUCUGGCUUUGCCUCAUCCUGCUCUUCGCUGUACUUCUGGGCUUCUAUAGCAAUGUUUUCAGCCUGAUCUCCACUUGGCAGAGAGAAGAGUCUCAAAGCCAGGAUACACACAGCGUGGUUCUGCAGCGGAUGCAGCUGGAGAAAAAGGAGUCCAGUGAACGUGACUGUCACCUGGACACCUGCAGGAUACCUGAAGUACCCAGGUUGGUUUACCCCAAGGCCCAGCUCCUCAAGCCCACGAGAGUGGACGUGCUGGUCAUGACUCCCUGGUUUGCACCCAUCAUCUGGGAUGGGACCUUUGACUCUGCCAUCUUGGAUGCACAGUUCAGAAACAUCACCGUUGGGCUGACCGUGUUUGCCAUCAAAAAAUACGUGGUCUUCCUGAAGCUCUUCCUGGAGACGGCCGAGAAGCACUUCAUGGUGGGACACAAGGUCAACUACUACGUCUUCACCGACCAGCCGGCGAACGUGCCCCAGAUCCCCCUCCAGGAAGGGAGGCAGGUGGUGGUCCUCGAGGUCCGAAACUACAAACGCUGGCAGGACAUAUCCAUGCACCGGAUGGAGAUGAUCAGCAACUUCUCCCAGCAGCGCUUCCUCCGCGAGGUCCAUUACCUGGUGUGCUUGGACGUGGACAUGAAGUUCAGCGACCAUGUGGGCGUGGAGAUCCUGGCACCGCUCUUCGGGACCCUCCAUCCUGGUUUCUACAGGGGUGAUCGCCAGUCCUUCACCUAUGAACGCCGGCCCUUGUCUCAGGCCUACAUUCCGAGAGAUGAGGGUGAUUUCUACUAUGCGGGAGGCUUUUUUGGGGGGUCGGUCCCUGAGGUUUACCGGCUCACCAUGGCCUGUCACCAGGCGAUGAUGGCCGACCAGGCCAACGGCAUCGAGGCCGUGUGGCACGAUGAGAGCCACCUGAACAGGUACCUGCUGUACCACAAGCCCAGCAAGGUGCUGUCCCCCGAGUACCUGUGGGAUGAGCACAUGCUGCGGAGACCACCUUUACUCAGGAAACUUCGAUACGUGGCUGUGCCCAAGAACCACGCAGAGAUUCGGAACCGAUGAGAACACACUUCCCAAGAGAGCCCACGUUAUCAGGCUGUAGCACAUGUCAGUGGUUCUGCUGUCUUGAUAAGGGAUUGGCCAAAGAUUUGAUGACGUGGAUGAGGCCAUCUCUUUGUUUCCUCCUCUGGAGGGUCUUCCAUCACUCACCAAACAAACCCAGCUCUGGGUUUUCAUUCCCUCCAAAUCCUGCAUUCUCUUUAAAUGUGACUGAUCCUUCAAGGUCUCUACAAGGUCACCUUCUUAUGAAGCUUUCUUUGGUUCUCGCUUCUUCCUGUGGUUGAAGUGAAUUGCUCUUCCCUCUGCAUUUCCAUAAAGUACUAAGUGUAUUCUUUGGCUAUGUCUGCCAUUCUGCCUACAUUACCCAUUGGUCUUGCCCAUUACAAUGUGAGCUCCUGACGGCAGAGGCCAAGUACAUACCUCAGUGCCUGAUGCCCAGGGACUCUCAAAACUGUUCACAUUUAAAUUUAAGGAACUCUUUUUUUUUUUUAGCUGUGCAGCCCAGCUUGUGGGAUCUUAGUUCCCUGACCAGGGAUUGAACCUGGGCUCUUGACAGUGAAAGCGCGGAGUCCUAACCACUGGACAGCCAGGGAAUUCCCUAAAUUUAAGGAACUCUUAAAAGCCUAUUUUACCAUGUCCUGAGACAGCAGGAGAGGCCCAGCCUGAAAGCACUUCCUAGGUUUGGUUUGCUUGUGUUGCUAGCUUGUUGCUUUGGAUUGUUUGUCUUUUUCUUAUUGAUUUGUAGGUGUCUGUUACAUAUUUUGGAUGCUAGUACCUUUAUCAGACACAUGUUAAAAAUAGCUUCUUCCAGUUUUUAUGUUGCCAUUUCAACUCUUUUAAUGUAGGUAAAUUUAAGAAAUCAUCCCCUGCUUUGAAAUCAUGAAGAUAGCCUCCUAUGUUAUCCUCCAAAAGCCUUAUGUUUUUGCCUCACACUUAGGUCUUUAAUCUACUGAAAUUGACUUGUGUGUGGUUUUAAUGUAAAGGCCCAUUUUAACUUUUCUUUCUCUGGAUAACCAUUAUCCGAGCACCAUUUAUUGAAAGUGUGUUCGAAAACUUAUUGAAAAGUUCUUUCCCCUACUGAUUUGCAAUAUCAUCAGUCACAUAGUAUCAAGUGUCCCUAUGUGCCUAGGUUUAUUUUGGGGUUCUCUAGUCUGUGUUCCAUUGGUCUGUUUGUCUAUCCUUAUGGCAAUAACACAUCAUCUUAGUUACUCUAGGUUUAUAAAUAAAUCUUCGUAUCUGAUUGGGUAAGUCCUCCCACAUGGUUUCUCAAGAGUAUCUUGACUGCUCUUGGCCUGUUGCAUUUCCAUCUAACUUUUAAACUCUUUUGUCAAAUUGCACAAAGGAGCCUUCUGUUUUUUUGUUUUUUAAAGACUUAAAGACUUAAGUCUUUAAGACUUAACCACUUAAAGACUUAAAGUCUUUAAGACUUAACCACUUAAAAGACUUAAAGAUUUUAAAAUCUUUAAAGACUUAAAGAUUUUUAAAAUCUGUUUUUCUCAACAUUUUAUUUUGAAAAUUUUAAAGCAUACAAAAAAUUUAAAGGAAUUGCACAGUGAAUAUUCACAUACCUAUCACCUAGAUUCUACCACUAACAUUUUGCUCUGUGUUAUGAUUGUACCACUCAUCUGCCUAUUCAUGCCUCCGUUCAUCCAACUCAGGGAAACACAUUUCCUGUUUCUUCCUACGUCUACUCAUUCUUCAUUGUCUCCUAGACAUUGUGAUGAUUCAUUGUGGAGACAUAUUCUGUUAGAUUCUUUAGGAAAAGUUUAAUUCUUUUGUUUUAGGAGUCAGUAACUUGGGUGGCUUCAAAUGUCAAGCUCUCUCUCGUCUGUGGUGGGCCGCAGCUCAAGUCUCUGUUAUUCUUUCAGGGUCAGUUUGGUGGCUUGAAGUCUACCCCACCCAUGAGUAGUUUACAGAUCAGCCAAAGACUUGGGCUGAGUUUAUACACAGAAUUCAGGGCUCCUUCUCUCUGGCUGUCUCAUUUCUGGUAUUUCCCCCUGCAGUUUCCAGCUGCCGUGAUUACCCCAAACUUGUCCCCUUGUUCUUCAAACCAGUAAGAAGUGAAUCUUUUUCUUUACUGAGUUUUAGCUGUUGCUGAUGGGCAUGUGGCCUCGGACUAACAACUGUACGUAAAAGGAAUCUCUCCUAGUGCAGAUCUCUUCUUCCAAGUGAAGACUCCCUUCCAAAUCUUCACCUUUUGUCACUUUCUAGAGGCUUCAGGUAGUUUUGUAAAAAAGUGUAUAUUUUGGCCAAAGUUUACAGUUGUCAUAUGCAAGAGGGUGAGUCGUCUAUAAGGUACUUGUCCACUACUGAAAGCAGAACCUCCUAAUUUCCUUUGAUAUACAGUGCCCAUGGUUAGUAAGUUCAUUUCUAGGCAUUUAAUGGUUUUUAUGGCUAUUGUGAAUGUAUGUUUUAUUCCUAUUACCAGGGGUCAGUCCACUUUUCUGCAAAGGGCCAAAUAGUGAAUGUUUUAGGGCUUAUGGGUCAUGCAGUGCCUGUCAUAACUAUUUAACUCUGUCACUAUCGUGCGAAAGCAGCCGUAAGUAGUACGUGAACAAAUGAGUGCAGCUGUGUUCAAAUAAAAAUUUAUUUCUGAAAACAGGCAGUGGGAUAGAUUUGGCCCACAGGCCGUAGUUUGCUGGUCACUGCUAUCACAUUUGCUAAUUAGUUACUGCUGGCAUAUAGUGUAUGAGAAAGCUACUUAUUAUAAUCCAGUGUCUAUAUCAUGCAUCUGGUUAUGUUAUUAAAAUCUUUUGUAAGUCUUAGCUGGCUUUUUUCUACUUGAUUCUCUUGAAAUUUCUA
Balaenoptera acutorostrata (minke whale) is the source of this 3978-nucleotide messenger RNA. It is a transcript of the gene ABO, whose product is annotated as ABO, alpha 1-3-N-acetylgalactosaminyltransferase and alpha 1-3-galactosyltransferase. Gene Ontology annotation, molecular function: glycoprotein-fucosylgalactoside alpha-N-acetylgalactosaminyltransferase activity. NCBI's taxonomy places the organism in Eukaryota, Metazoa, Chordata, Mammalia, Artiodactyla, Balaenopteridae. The coding region runs from base 85 to 1179 and encodes 364 amino acids. Gene Ontology annotation, biological process: carbohydrate metabolic process. The transcript is spliced from 8 exons. The record is from RefSeq and is a predicted model, not a curated record. Gene Ontology annotation, cellular component: membrane; Golgi apparatus; vesicle.